AAAGGAAUAGCUGACUAUGCAGAUGGUUCUCAGUUAGCUUCAGAGAGUUGGUCUUCCUGUGCCAGUGUGAUGGCAGCAUCUCUUGUUACACACAUGUUGAAUGAACCCCGUGUUUUCCAUUCAUGGCCUCAUUAUCAAGGUAAUCAUGCUAUCAUAAAGUGCUGCCACAUCUUGGCUUCUGAUUUAUUGAAUCUAUUGUUGGGUUCGUUCCAUAGUACAGUCACAGAUAAGCUACAUGGUACAUGUAGCUUAUGUACUGGUGUAUGCCAUCCCAAAUUCAGCUGUCCAAAACUCACCACUUGUUCAAGUUGUUUAAGUUGAGAUUCAAGUAGUGUAGUGAAUGUGAUACAUUUCUGUAAAAUAACAAGAAGCAUUUGAAGUGUGCAUCUUAUUUAAAAGGGACCAGUACGAUUUGAGAUAAUUUGCAAUAUUUAGAAGCUUUCAUGAUAGACCGGAUUAUACCGUAAAUCCUCUAUUAAGCCCCCCUCUUCUCAAAUAACCCCCCUCCCUCUUAUAAUCCCCCCUUCCCUCCCCUAAUUAUUCUUUACUAAUAAGGAUGGAUGGUUUCAUACCAACUGGAAGUUUGGAUUUGAUUCUGAUCCUCCGUGCAUGACCUUAAACCUUCUUGUACCAGGGGCGUAGCCAGGAUUGUUCAAAGGGGGGGUCACAGAGGCUACUCACGAGAUUGUCAUGUUGACCACCACGCCGUGCAUGUUUUACUUAAUGUUACAGUUUUGGGAUGAGCAGUGAGAGUACAGUGGGCAGAACAAGCCUACAAAAUAGCUUCUAGCCAGCAGUUAAGUUCCACGAAAAAACCCUAUUCUAUUAUGACUGCUUAAUGUAUAGAUACUGCUUAGGCAGAACAGUGGGCUUCAGUCUGCCUCGAAAUGGUUUAGGAUUUCGAUUUUUCUCUAUAAGUUGAAGAACAUUUCAACUUCUAGAGUUCUCGAAUCCCACAAAAAUAUUGUUUGUAGGGAGAGAAAGAAAAGAAUAAAGAAUGUGUGGCAUGUGUGAACAUGUGCACAUUUGUGUACUUUUCAUGUACAAAUUAUUGGAUCUCAAUAUGCCUCAAAAGUGCCAAAAUUGCAAGAAAACUAAUGAAAACCAAUUAAAGAAAUUUCUUUGUUGAUUUUAUUCAUUUACAUAUUUCAGAGGAAAGCUAUUAUGGAACUCAAGCAAAGACUUUUUUGAUCAGUGCCACCUUUCAACGUGACGUGAGGCCUUUCCUUUUUGACAUGCCUUGAAGCUACCAAAAGUGUAUACAUUGCGAACUGUCUUUACUCUUAUUGAGACAGUUUGCUGCAAAAUAUUUUGGGCAUAACAACUGCCCAAGAUGCAAUAUGUUCACUUCCGUUCGACCCCAGUACAAAAGUCGGACCGGAUCAACUCGGACCGCCAGUCCGGGUCGGAUCAACUCGGAUCGAAUAAAAAAAUGAAAAUAAAAUAAAAUAAAAUUGGACUCGGACCAACUCGGAUCAUAAAAGAUAAACAACUCGGAUUAUAAAAAGAAAAAUAAAAUCAGUCGGUAUCACUUAACUUUCACCCGCCAUUUUGUUUUUUUUCUCACGAACUCGUGGUUGCGUAAAUUAAUUUUAGUUUUAUUUUUAUUAAUUUUAAUGAUACACUAGUGAGAGGCACACAUACACUUCCAGUGAACAUUUUCAACUUGGAAGGAGGAGAAAUCAUGCUCGCCCGGGACAACGAAAAUUUUCGUACCCCAGGCGAGAAUUGAACUCACGACCCUCCGAAUACUACAUGUUUAUCGGACGUUCCAACCACUGAACCGGAGGGUUACGAGUUCGAUUCUUGCCCGGAGCAUGGAAAUUUCCUUUGUCCCGGGCGUGCAUGGUUUCUCCUCCUUCCAAGUUGAAAAUGUUCACUGGAAAUGUAUGUGUGCUGCUCACUAGUGUAUCAUUAAAAUUAAGUUUCAGAAGUCCUGCAGAAAAAAAAAACAAACAGGAACAAACAAACAAACACUCUUCGGUAACUAUCUAAAUGCGAUCAACAGACCAGGCUUUUGAUGCUUUUCUCAUAAAUAAUUCAGUAUUCUAAUAUAAGCAAAUAUAUACAUUCUAGGCGACUGAAACUAUCAUUUCUUUACUGUUGAACCACAACCACGAGUUUAUAACAUGAUCCGAGAGGAACUGGCACUAGUAAAACAAAAUGGCGCCAUUCUCGUCCCCAGAGCCGCUUGGCCCUCUUAACCGUCGGAGCCAGAAAGCCACGGAGAAAAAAAGGAUAAUCUGGCCUUUUUUACCCUCCAAAUGGGUUAAACUUUCAGUUUUGCUGAUUUAAUUUAAUUUUUUGGAUUGCUCCGAGUUGAUCCGAGUCCAGUUUUAUUUUAUUUUUAUUUUUUUAUUCGAUCCGAGUUGGUCCGAGUCGAUCCGAGUUGAUCCGACCCGGACUGGCGGUCCGAGUUGAUCCGGUCCGACUUUUGUACCUGCCUGUGUUGUAUGUGAAACGUUGCUUAAGCAGAACACAAGAUACUAACCAGUCUGCACUGCACUCUGCAAAAUAAAUCAACGAGCUAACUGAGAACUAUGGAUUAAACAAAUAAUAUUAUUAAAAUCUCGCUAAUUCUCUUAUCAUAAAAAACUAGUUGAUGUCAAUGUCAGAGGAUUAUUUUAAAUUAAUCACUGCAAUAGGAUCCCAAAAAUUAUCAAUAUCCAUGACCACUACACCCCUACAAAACAAUGGAAAAUGUGAUUAUAAGUGCCUGGUUUUUUUUUUUCAGCUUGGAAUGUUUUUCCAUCUUUACAAAAUUUACAAUGUGAUGCAGAGCAGGUUAGCAAAAAAACCAACCUACCAUCUGAUCUGAGAACGAUCGCUGCCAACAAAGGAUUCUUUGUUUCUGAUAACCAAGCAUCCGGGAACUGUUUGUUCCAUGCAUUAUCAGAACAAUUACAAAGUGUCAAAGGAAUUCAAAUCUCACACAAAGAGCUAAGAAAAACCUUGGUUCAGUUCCUCGAUGAGAACCCUAAUCUGGUAAGUUGA
Messenger RNA from Porites lobata, 2994 nucleotides. Lineage: Eukaryota; Metazoa; Cnidaria; Anthozoa; Scleractinia; Poritidae. The record is from the annotation of a GenBank genome assembly.